This is a messenger RNA of Drosophila suzukii, 1612 nucleotides long. RefSeq lists its product as uncharacterized. The record is from RefSeq and is a predicted model, not a curated record. NCBI's taxonomy places the organism in Eukaryota, Metazoa, Arthropoda, Insecta, Diptera, Drosophilidae.
CAUCUGAUUUUUUGUUCCAAUAUUUGUAGCCAUGGAAUUAUUUUCAAUCAGGAAAUCAGGUCAAUCCUUUUUUCGAUAAAAAAAAGCCUAGGCUCGCUAAAUUAGUAGUUUUUCGGUGCGGGACUCAAGGCGAGACUGUGGAAGAUGUGCUGCGCUCCGAUGUGCGGUGCUCCGGCCUGCGGGCCCUCGAUGUGCUGCCGGCCCGCCUGCCGGAUGCCGCUGGAGCCACUGCGUCCGGCGACAGUCCACAGCAGCUGUCCCUCCUCGAAGUGCACGCUGUGCAGCCAGAACAACUCGGAGCAGGAGUGCCGCUGCACCUGCCAGCGCAACAAGCACAUCCUGGAGGCGCUGAGCUGCCUGUUCCGCGUCACCAAGUUCCAGAUUCUGACCACCCUCUUCCAGCUCGCCUACCACGAGAGCCGGCCGCUGCCGCGCUUCCCACGCGAUCGCAUCUGGUCGGUAAUGGAGAACGUGAAGGCACCGUACACGGAGCUCCACGACCUGAAGAUCUACGACAGCCUGUACGAUCGCUGCGGCCAGCCUAUCGAUCCGUUGGACCGGACGAAUGCCUACAAGCUGUUGCGCCUGAUCUUCCUGGGUCCGGUGCUGGUGCCCGAGCAGAAGACCCAGCUCCUGGCCAUGCUUCUCAAGCUGAACGCCCGUGCCGCCUGCCCCGUGGACCUCAAUGGCCUGCUAUUGGUCCUGCAGCAAGUGCAGCUGGAUGAGCUGGUGUGCGGGAUCUUGGAGCAGGACGGCAGGAUCAAGCGGUUCCACAGCGCCCGACAGUGCCAGCAGCUGUGCAAUCUCUACCACAAGGUGGCCGCCACGGACAAGAAUGCGGUUAUCCGCAAGCGACGCCGGCGCAAAACGAAGUCCAAGGCCAAGGAUGCGGAUACACAGAAGAAGCCGCAGCGCAGGACCAUCACCCCGCAGAUAUACUGCACUCGCCGCGUACCGGAGAUCGAGGAACCAUCCAACCGGGUCGAGAGCGGCUCACCCGUCGUCCGCAGUACCGGCAGCUCCCACCGUCGCUCGUCCAAUAAGAAGAGCUGGGUUGCGGGGGAAAGGGGGUCCCGCCGGGAGUCGCGCAACUCCACGGGAUCCCCGAAGAAGGGCAAGACCGAAACGGCCAGCGCGGGAGUACGGAUGCAGGGUGGCGACCGCCGGAGGAGUAAAUUAAGUCCGUAGUCUUCGUAGCCUUUCUCUUUCUAUCCUGUCUGUAAUCUCGGUCCAUCCAAAAUUCACUAAAUUCCGCGUUGCAAAUGGUAUUUGUCUAUUCUCCUUAUUCUGUCUUUAAUCUCGGUCCAUCCGUAUGCACUUCAUUGCGUAUCCGUAUUGCUUUACAAAUUUCGUCAUUGUCUUUUGGGUAUACAUUUUGCUAGACAAUAUUGCAGAUCUACUAUUCUUAAGGUUGAUAUUGUAUAUCACAGGAUGUUUAGAAUGAUCUUUAAUCUGGCAAAAAAUGUUUCUCUUCAGUAAUGUUUAACCUACUCCACUUAACAUUAGUUCCACAUUUACUUUAGUUAUACAUAAAAUACUAGUCUAUUGAUACAUAAAUCCCUUCGGAUCCGGCUGAGGUUGAACCUAUGUCCUGCGCUUGCACCGCGGACUG